Messenger RNA from Erythranthe guttata (spotted monkey flower), 1824 nucleotides. Lineage: Eukaryota; Viridiplantae; Streptophyta; Magnoliopsida; Lamiales; Phrymaceae. The record is from RefSeq and is a predicted model, not a curated record.
GGGGGUGUUUUUCAUUAUUUAGCCUAAGUUCAGGAGAGUUUCGUAAUUCACCCUAGAAUAUAAUUAGCAAUUAAAUAUUAUUGCUAGCCUAGCAUCGAUGAAUCCUCAUUAGAUUCCACAAAAUUCAAACUGUCAUCACAAAACAGACAAAACAGAAUGUUAGAGUAUCCUUUCUGUCUAAACAAGAACAUAGAUUAUCCCAAUGUUAAUUCCCUAAUCACCACUAUUUAUUACAUAAUCCCACAUUACCCCCCAAAACUUUCCCAAAAAAAAUUAAACAAUAUUUUUCCAAUGAAUGGAAUUUUACCUAACGGGCUCCGACCCGACGAGGCGUCGCCGGAAUGGCUAAACAAAGGAGAUAACGGCUGGGAGUUAACGGCGGCAACCAUGGUCGGCCUCCAAAGCGUACCGGGCCUCGUAAUCCUUUACGGCAGCAUGGUGAAGAAGAAAUGGGCCGUUAACUCGGCGUUCAUGGCUCUCUACGCGUUCGCCUCGGUUCUAAUCUGUUGGGUCAUGUGGGCCUACCAGAUGUCAUUCGGGUCGGGUGGGAUCUCGAUACUCGGGAAGCCCGACCAGUCCACGUCGGAACUCUAUCUGCUGGGACGAUAUAAUAAUAAUACUAAUACUGAUACUAAUAAUAAUAAUAAUGAUUAUUAUUAUAUUCCGACGGCGGAUUAUGUUUUUUAUCAGUUUGCUUUUGCGGCAAUUACGGUUAUUUUACUGGCCGGAUCUUUAUUGGGGAGGAUGAAUUUCUACGCGUGGAUGAUGUUCGUUCCGAUGUGGGUGACGGCGUCGUAUACGGUGGGGGCGUACACUAUUUGGGGGAAUGGGUUUUUGAGAAAGUACGAGAUUAUUGACUACGCGGGGGGUUAUGUUAUACAUCUCUCUUCCGGUGUGGCUGGUUUCACCGCUGCUUAUUGGGUUGGACCAAGGCAUAGGCACGACAGGCAACAUUUUCCUCCGAACAACAUAAUUAACAUGUUGGGUGGGGCCGGUUUUCUGUGGAUGGGCUGGACCGGUUUUAACGGCGGGUCACCGCUAGCGGCAAACGGAAUAACAUCGCUAGCGGUGUUAAAUACCCAUGUUUGCACCGCCACCAGCCUCCUCGUUUGGCUGUCGCUCGAUAUGGUGGUCUAUCUCAAGAGCUCCGUUAUUGGUGCCGUUCAGGGCAUGAUUACUGGCCUCGUUUGCAUUACUCCCGGAGCUGGCAUUGUGGACACAUGGGCCGCGGUGCUAAUGGGCAUCUUAUCAGGCUCGAUACCUUGGUACACGAUGAUGGUUCUCCACAAGAAAUCGGCCUUCUUCCAAGAAGUGGACGACACGCUCGGAGUCUUCCACACACACGCGGUGGCCGGUUUACUAGGCGGGCUUCUCUCGGGCCUAUUCGCCAAACCGAAUCUCCUAGCAAUGUUCUACCAAACGAGCACUCACCGGCCGGGCUUUCUCUACGGCAUAUUCAACGGAGAUUUCAUUAACGGGCUCCGCCAAAUGGGCUACCAAGUUUUGGGGGCCCUUUUUAUAACGGUGUGGAACGUGGUUGUAACGAGCUUGAUAUGCAUCUUGAUUAGCCGUGUGAUACAACUCCGAAUGGACGAAGAUGAUUUGGAGAUUGGUGACGAUGCGGCCCACGGGGAGGAAGCUUACGCAUUGUGGGGCGAUGGGGUGCGGGACCCACCGCCUCUUAGAUUUCGUAUGACUCCUAGAAUUCCUUCCUUUUGUAGACGCCCUGGCGUGAAUCAUUGAAGUUCAGUGUAUUAUUGUACGCGCACUAUUUAUAAUUUAGCGUCUAUUCAUCAUUUAUUUAUGUAUAACACGCAUACACAU